AUGCCACAAAAUUUUAAUAAUUUACCAACAACAUAUCAUAAAUGGAUCCCUCAUCCAUCCACAAAUGCAUUUAAACAACCACGAGUAUUAGACUGGAGACCAUUACAGGGUCAAGUGGAUGAUUCCUUUCAAAUUGAAUUAGAUAUACAUGAUAUCGACCCAAGUCUUUUAAGAAUCGCUUUUAAUACUUGUUUCACCACAUGUCAAUAUUCACUGAAUACAGUCACUCAAACAAUGAUACUUCAUACGACUGUGCCUAAUACAGAUUAUGUUUCUUGUACAAACUUAUCAAGAGUCCCUAUUUAUCUUUUAGUUGUACAAGAUCAAAAUAAAAUUUUGGAUUGCUGGUUUAUUGGCUAUUUCUCAUACUUUUUAACAAACGAAUUUAAUCAAUUCAAUAAUACAACUACAAUAGCAGACACUUCAAAACAACAAGAACACAUAGUUCCUUCACAACAAACGAAUCAUAGUACUGAUACAGUUCAUCUUACACAUCCAACAUCACCUUCUUCUCUAACAACUAGUAUGUAUGCACCUACAAAUGUAUCUUCUUAUUAUCCAACUACGACACCAGGUUAUCUUAAUAUGGCUGCACAUGUUCCUUAUAUAGGUUUACCUCCAACUCAACCCUCUUCAAGGCCAAGAGAAUAUUUUGAAGAACAAUCUAUGUUAAAUUAUUCUCCUAACACAUUUCAAUCAACUUAUCAACAUGAUAAUCAAAUGGAUACAACAUCAGCAGCAGCAGCAGCAGCAGCAGCAUCUUUAUUAAGUGCACAAGUACCACCGACAGCACCAGCACCACCAGCACCAGCACCACCACCAUCAUCAUCAUCUCAACAUGAAGGAUACAUGGUACCUAUUGUUGAUACACUAUCUCAAUUUUCACAACCAUUACCAAUCCUUCCAUCUUCUCCUUCAGUCUCUUCAACUACACCACAUCCAAUACAAAUAAAACCUGCUCAGCCUCAUCCUCAUCCACCUUCAUUAGCUAUCACAUCCACUGGUACCCCCGCUGCUUAUCCGCCACCUAUCAUUCACUCUAAUCCAUUUGCUAAUCUUCUUAACAGGCCUACGUUACAUAUUGAAAAUGACUUGGAGACAAUGAUGGAGAAUUGGACACGAGAUGAAGAAAAUAACCAACGUCGUCUUGUUCGUUUCUUUCGUCGUCAAGAGGGUAAUGAAAUCUUUUGUCAUUGUGAACGAUUCGAGAUGCCAAGUAUCACUCUUGAACGACCACGGCCUGAUCUACGUCAUCAGAUCCUUGUCUCCUGUAUUCGAUGGGAGGAUGAUUAUUAUAUUACAUCCGUAGAUUGUAUCUUUCUGUUACAGCACCUCUUAGGUGUCUCAUUUACAGUUGAAGAAAAGAAUCGUAUUCGAAGAAAUCUAGAAGGAUUUCAGCCUCGAACCGUAGCCAAGAUGAAACCUGAGUCCGCUGAAUUCUUUAAAUUAAUUAUGGCCUUUGGUGAUCCUAAACCUCGAAAUAUCGAGAAGGAUCUAAAGGUAUUUCGUUGGAAGGAUCUAGAUAAAGCUUUAAAAAAGAUUAUUGGCAAGUAUACAGCAAGUUAUAGCAGUACAGCCAGUGUUUUGGAAUCGGUAGAUCGAUAA
Molecule: messenger RNA, 1605 nt
Organism: Cokeromyces recurvatus
Lineage: Eukaryota; Fungi; Mucoromycota; Mucoromycetes; Mucorales; Mucoraceae
Exons: 4
Coding region: 1-1605 (534 amino acids)
Cellular component (GO): nucleus
Source: RefSeq, a predicted model, not a curated record